This is a messenger RNA of Leopardus geoffroyi (Geoffroy's cat), 2893 nucleotides long. It is a transcript of the gene PTCD3, whose product is annotated as pentatricopeptide repeat domain 3. NCBI's taxonomy places the organism in Eukaryota, Metazoa, Chordata, Mammalia, Carnivora, Felidae. Gene Ontology annotation, biological process: mitochondrial translation. The record is from RefSeq and is a predicted model, not a curated record. Gene Ontology annotation, molecular function: protein binding; rRNA binding; ribosomal small subunit binding. Bases 306 to 2354 code for a protein of 682 amino acids. Gene Ontology annotation, cellular component: mitochondrion. The transcript has 24 exons.
UUUCACGGUAGGGGGGGGAAGUAAUUUGACGACUUACGCUCAUUUACUCACCCUCUUAUUUUGAAAAUAGCGAAGAAAUAGGUCACUAAAAUAAUCGUUUUGGAAAGUUUCUCCGAGGAAAGCGAGGCAUUUUGAUCUUUUAACUUCCGUAACAAAGUCUUUCAAACCACGAGCUUUUAACCUAUUUCUUGAUUGAUUUUGUCUUGUUCCGUCUCAGCCAAUAGCCGAGCUAUUCCCCGCCCCCGCCAUGGGGGUGAUCCUGAAGGUCACGCUUUCCCAGAACGCUACGCGAAAAAAAUCUAAAGAUGGCGGCGGUAGCGUCGGGUCGCUGUGUUGGUGUCCGCUGCAGGCUUUGCCUGACGCUGACGGGCCAGUGGACGGGUCUGUGUGGAAAGGCCCCCAGCAGAUUUUAUUCUGGAAGUGCAACCCUCCCAAAGAUUGAAGGAGCUAAUGUAACAGGGAUCGAAGAAGUGGUCAUUCCAAAAAAGAAAACUUGGGAUAAAGUGGCUGUUCUUCAAGCACUUGCAUCCACAGUGAAUAGGGAUUCCACAGCUGCCCCUUAUGCAUUUCAGGAUGAUCCUUAUCUCAUACCAACGUCCUCCGUGGAAUCUCGUUCAUUUUUAUUGGCAAAGAAAUCUGGAGAGAAUGCAGCAAAGUUUAUUAUUAAUUCACAUCCCAAAUAUUUUCAGAAGGACACAGCUGAACCUCAUAUACCGUGUUUAAUGCCUGAGUACUUUGAACCUCAGAUUGAAGGUAUAAGUGAAGCUGCCUUAAAGGAAAGAAUCAAGCUCAGAAAAGUCAGAGCUUCGGUGGACAUGUUCGAUCAGCUAUUGCAAGCAGGAACUACUGUAUCUCUGGAAACAAGUAAUAGUCUCUUGGAUUUGUUGUGUUAUUAUGGUGACCAAGAGCCUUCAGCUGAUAAUCAUUUUCAGCAAAGUGAAAAAUCAGAAGAAUUGGAAGAGGCCAUAGAGGAAAAUAAUGAAAAAUCUAAGAAGGCUGGCCAUCAAUUUGGAGUUACAUGGAGGGCAAAAAACAAUGCUGAGAGAAUCUUUGCUCUAAUGCCAGAGAAAAACUCACAUUCCUACUGCACAAUGAUCCGAGGAAUGGUGAAGCACCGAGCUCUUGUGCAGGCAUUAAACUUGUACACUGAAUUACUAAACAACAGACUCCAUGCUGAUGUGUACACCUUCAAUGCAUUGAUUGAGGCAACAGCAUUGAGCAUGAAUGAGAAAUUGGAGGACAAAUGGAAUAAGAUACUGGAGCUGCUGAAAGAAAUGGCUGCCCAGAAGGUGAAACCAAAUCUACAGACAUUUAAUACCAUUCUGAAAUGCCUCCGAAGAUUUUACUCAUUUGGAAGAUUGCCGGCCUUACAGACCUUUCGUGAAAUGAAAGCCAUCGGAAUAGAACCGUCACUUGCAACAUACCACUAUAUUAUUCAGCUGUUUUAUCAACAUGAAAACCCUUCAAAAGGAUCAUCCCUCAUAAUCUACGAUAUUAUGAAUGAAUUAAAAGGAAAGAAAUUUUCCCCGAAGGACCCAGAUGAUGAUAUGUUUUUUCAGUCAGCCAUGAGAGUUUGCUCAGUUCUCAGAGAUCUAGAACUUGCUUACCAAGUACAUGGCCUUUUAAACACCGGAGACAACUGGAAAUUCAUUGGACCAGAUCACCGGCGUAAUUUCUAUUAUUCCAGGUUCUUCAGUUUGCUUUGUCUAAUGGAACAAAUUGAUGUCACUUUGAAGUGGUAUAAGGACCUGAUACCUUCAGUAUUCUUUCCCCGUUCCCAAACGUUGAUAGAUCUUCUCCAAGCACUGGACGUGGCCAACCGGCUAGAAGUGAUUCCUCAGAUUUGGAAAGACAGUAAAGAAUAUGGCCACAGUUUUCGCAAUGCCCUGAAAGAAGAGAUUCUGAUGCUCAUGGCAAGGGAUCGGCACCCACCAGAGCUUCAGGUGGCGUUUGCUGACUGUGCUGCCGAUAUCAGAUCUACUUAUGAGAGCCAAGAUGCCAGACAGACUGCUCCUGAUUGGCCAGCCAACCCUCUGAACUAUAUAGCUGUCCUCUUUUUAAGGGGAGGGAGGACCCAGGAAGCCUGGAAAAUGUUGGGGCUUUUCAGGAAGCAUAAUAAGAUCCCUGGAAAUGAGUUGCUGGAUGAGUUUAUGGACAGUGCAAAAGCAUCCAACAACCCUGCCCAGGCCAUUGAGAUAGUGAAGCUGGCCAGUGCCUUCAGCUUGCCUGUCUGUGAAGGCCUCGCCCAGAGAGUGAUGGCUGACUUUGCAAUCAGCCAGGAACAAAAAGAAGCCCUGGGAGACCUAACUUCACUGACCAGUGACAGUGACAGUGACAUCGGUGAAGGCAAAUGAAAGUGGGCAAAUCCGCAGCUGUGACCUAGCAUAGCUGAACUGACCAUAUUGUAAAGAGAGUACGGAUGGUGAACUUUGAAUAACAAUCAAUACAACAUGGAUGGCCUGAUUUAAGUUCCUAAUUUGAUGCUUACUAUACCACCCAUUCAAGGUUUACUACCACUUAAACGAAAGCAUCACUACCAUUUUCGUUUCUUCGGACACAUUGUGAGGACACAGUUCCUGGUUUCAGCACAAGCUCUGUGUCCCUGCAGUGUUUGUCAGCCAGCUUGACACUGUUCUCCAGUGUGGUUCGCCCUCCCCGGAUGUGGACUUGGCCUCCGUUGGCUGAUGCUGUGAUGUUGGUGCUUCCUCAGUCUUAGAGGACGUGUCUGAAGGUGGUUUGCGUACCUAUUACCAUUGAUACUGGGUCAGUAUCCCAAUAUCAGGGAUACAAAGAGAUGCAAAAUCGUGCAUCUUCGAAACGAUUAAACAAUGGCAAAGGGCUGCACAAAUGGGGAGAUGAAGGCUGUAAAUAAACUCCAGUAAUGUAUUUGCAC